Messenger RNA from Psilocybe cubensis, 1176 nucleotides. RefSeq lists its product as uncharacterized. Gene Ontology annotation, molecular function: zinc ion binding; peptide binding; metalloaminopeptidase activity. The transcript is spliced from 8 exons. Gene Ontology annotation, cellular component: cytoplasm. The record is from RefSeq and is a predicted model, not a curated record. Lineage: Eukaryota; Fungi; Basidiomycota; Agaricomycetes; Agaricales; Agrocybaceae. Gene Ontology annotation, biological process: proteolysis; peptide catabolic process. Bases 1 to 1176 code for a protein of 391 amino acids.
AUGAAGCCUAAUCGCCAGGAGAAAGAGCAGAGCGAAUACAGGCUGCCUACAAAUGUCAAGCCGACGCACUAUGAUCUCACAUUCAAAACUGACUUGAAGAAGGCUACGUUCGAGGGCGUUGUCAUAAUCGCGUACGGAGACUCAGACUCUCGGUCUCUUGCUAGCCUUGAAGUUAAGAAGGAUACGUCGACAAUCACGCUCAAUGUAUCGCGUCUAGAGCUAACAAAUGCCACCAUAUUGUCUGAAGAGGGGGAGAAACCUGUAGCCGUGGUGCAGACAGACGAGGCGCAAGAGCGCGUCACAUACAAACUGGAUGAGAAGCUUCCGUCUGGUUCUCAAACAAAACUGAAGAUAUACUUCUCUGGGAAGCUAGGAGGAAACAUGAUGGGCUACCUUCGCGGCUCUUGGGAAUAUGAAGGAAGAACUGAGUACUAUGCACUCACGCAGUUUCAGCCCACCGCAGCUAGGAGCGCUUUUCCGUGCUGGGACGAACCUCUCCUAAAAGCGACGUUUACUAUCACCAUGAUAUCGCGUGCUGAUACCGUAAGCUUGAGCAACAUGCCUGCUCUAUCAGAACAGCCAAUUCUCGAGGGACUCGACGCCGAGACAUGGAAAAUCACAAAAUUUGAUACUACCCCUCCAAUGUCGACAUACAUCGUGGCGCUGGCGAACGGUCCAUUCAAGUUUUUGGAAAAGUCGGUCGUCAUGCCGCUCAGCCGCAAGACCAUCCCUCUCCGGAUUUACACUUCUCCCGCUAAAGUCAGUCAAGCCGAAUUCGUCUUAGGUGUUACUGCGUCUGUUCUUCCCCUGUACGAAAGAAUACUCGGUGUCGAGUACCCGCUUCCUAAACUUGAUACAGUUGCAGGAAACAUCGUAGACGGUGCCAUGGAGAACUGGGGUUUAAUUAUCGGCCGCUCUGCUGCCUUCUUACUUGACACUGACAACGCAGACCUGCUCGCCAAGAAGCGGGUGGCGUCUACGCAAAGCCAUGAAAUAGCACAUCUUUGGUUUGGCGAUAUCACCACUAUGGAAUGGUGGAAUUAUCUCUAUCUCAAUGAGGGUAUGCUCACCCCUCCCCGAAUAAUCGAUCGUUUUCUUGUUUUCACCCGCAAUGGCGCUUUGAUCCGGCAGAGGUUACCCCCGCCCGAAGGCCAGACGGGGGUAACCUCUGCGUGA